AGCGGCUCGGUGCACUGACUCUCUGCGGGCGACGGAGCAUCUCAGACGGGAUGGAGCCUGCGGGUACCCGCCGGCAGACCCACUAAUCCCCGGGCCGCCGGUGUGUCUGUCCGGUCCGCCGGUGACGGGUGACGAUGUCUGUCUCCGGGAUGAAGAAGCAGCUCCAUAAAGCCAGCCAGCUGCUGAAUGAAAGGCUGAUGGGAGCUGAAGGAACCAAGAUGGAUGACGACUUCCUGCAGAUGGAGAAGAGUGUUGCAGUGAUCCACAUUCUGCUGGUCGAGCUGCUGUCCAAAACCACAGAGUUCCUCCAGCCGAAUCCAGCGUACAGAGCCAAACUGAGCAUGCUCAACACGAUGUCCAGGAUCCGAGGGCAGGGGAAGUCGGUGGGCUACCCGCAGACAGAGGGCAUGCUGGGAGAGUGCAUGCUGCACUACGGCCAGGAGCUGGGAGCUGCUUCUGAAUUCGGCGGCGCUCUGGCCGGUGUAGGUGAAGCUCUGCAGCAGGUCGGACAAGCCCGGGACGCUCUGGACGUCGACGUCAAACGCACCUUCAUCGACCCUCUGCAGGACCUUCAAAACACAGAUCUGAAGGAGAUCAGGUACCAGCUGAAGAAGCUGAACGGUCGUCGGCUUGACUUUGACUACAAGAGGAGACGAAGAGGGAAAGUCCCGGUGGAGGACGUCCGGCAGGCCUGGGACAAGUUCAUGAGCUCCAAGGAGCUGGCGGAGAGGAGCAUGUUCAUCCUGCUGCAGAACGACGUGGAUCGACUCAGUCGGCUGGCAGCUCUGGUCACUGCACUGCUGGACUUUCACCGCCACGCCCACCGCAUCCUGCUGGGUCUCCAUGGCAACCUGCAGGCUAGGCUGACUGCUGCCAGUAACAAACCAGAGCGACGGUUUCGCCCCAGAAAGAUCCGAGUCAGAAGCGAACACAACGUCAGCAUCGGAUUUUACCACCAGCCAUCUAUCACAUCCACGGUUCACUCAGGAGAGCAGUUCACAGCGUUACCAUCCAGACCCAGCAGCCCCAUUUCCUGUUAUGCUGACAGUAAACUGGUCCUGGAUCAGCCCUGUUGCCGGGCGCUGUACUCCUUCCACUCUAACCACAACGGCGAGCUGAGCUUCAGUGAGGGUGACCUCAUCCUCCUCACUGGUCAGGUCGACGCCAACUGGUACGAAGGCACGCUCGGUGGCAAAUCAGGAUUGUUCCCCGUCAGCUACGUGGACGUGGUGGUACCUCUGCCGUUACCGUGACAACGUAUUAAAAAAAAAAAAAAACACAUCCAUAGACUCCACGCUCACCUCAGAAAUCAGAUCGUAGAUGCUGAUCUGAUUUCUGCUCAGCAGCGGACGAUAUGCAAGUUUUCUGCUUCUAAUUUGCACUUAUUCACAAUUAAAUCAGCAGGCGACCUGUCUGUUUUAAAGGAAAGGAAGGCCAUAGUUUCUACUCGACAGCACUUUACUUUCUGAUCUCAGAGCAUCUCACGUCAUACUUCACCUCAUAAAAAUACCAGCCGGCUCUUAGCUGAGGUGUGUAAAGCGAAGCUCGGUCAGUUAAGUUAAAACGACAGUUAACACGACAUUUUUUACACUUCAGCGUAUUGUCCCUUUAAGACUUUUAGCUACAUUUCCUUCACAAAACUGCUCCUAACUUUUCACAUCACAUUUCUACCAGUGUCCUCAAAUGCUAAAUGCAGCCACAUUGGGUCUGAUACUAUCUGCAUUGUAGGGUUUAAUAGUUUUCAGACUGCUUUGAAUAGAACACUAAGGCACAAUUACUGUAAAUGUAGAAUCAUUAAUGUAAAUAAACAAGAGUCAGAGGAAGUUAUAAUAAUUCAGCUUGAGGGGAACAUGAAUUUGUGAACCCAAUUUUA
Molecule: messenger RNA, 1873 nt
Organism: Thunnus maccoyii (southern bluefin tuna)
Lineage: Eukaryota; Metazoa; Chordata; Actinopteri; Scombriformes; Scombridae
Product: endophilin-A3-like
Exons: 10
Coding region: 135-1253 (372 amino acids)
Cellular component (GO): cytoplasm
Molecular function (GO): protein binding
Source: RefSeq, a predicted model, not a curated record